This is a messenger RNA of Drosophila hydei, 3029 nucleotides long. RefSeq names its product rho-related BTB domain-containing protein 1 (gene RhoBTB). NCBI's taxonomy places the organism in Eukaryota, Metazoa, Arthropoda, Insecta, Diptera, Drosophilidae. Gene Ontology annotation, biological process: small GTPase-mediated signal transduction. Gene Ontology annotation, molecular function: GTPase activity; protein binding; GTP binding. Bases 293 to 2545 code for a protein of 750 amino acids. The transcript is spliced from 13 exons. The record is from RefSeq and is a predicted model, not a curated record.
UAUUUAACAAUUAAUAAUAAUCACAUGAACACUUGAAAAUAAUGUUAAAUGUUCCAAUAUAAUAAAUUCGGAUAGAUAGCAAUUGGAGCGCAAAGAAAUGUACGCAGUUAGAGUAUUUAUAUGUAUAUUUGUGUUGGUGCAAACAUAAAUUGCAAAUUGUUGUAAAUUUCGUAUAGACGUGUGUUAGUGUGUUGCGUGUGUGAUAAGUGCAGCACGCAAAUAAAGAGCGGAGAGCAUAGCACGAAAAAUAUAAAUCGAAACGAAUCUAAAAAGAGUUACCUGUUAAAGGUACAUGCCGAAAAUGGACAACGAACAACCGCAUCAGGAGCUGGUCAAGUGUGUCCUGGUUGGCGACACAGCCGUGGGAAAGACGCGUUUGAUUUGUGCCAGGGCUUGCAAUAAGCACGUUUCGCUUUCGCAGCUGCUCUCCACACAUGUGCCGACCGUGUGGGCGAUCGAUCAAUAUCGCAUUUACAAAGACGUUCUUGAACGAAGUUGGGAAGUGGUAGAUGGUGUCAAUGUCUCUUUACGUUUGUGGGACACCUUCGGUGAUCAUGACAAGGAUCGUCGCUUCGCCUACGGCAGAUCCGAUGUCGUGUUGCUUUGUUUCUCCAUUGCAAGCCCUAUUUCUUUGCGUAAUUGCAAGGUUAUGUGGUAUCCGGAGAUACGUCGCUUCUGUCCAGACGUGCCCGUCGUACUAGUCGGCUGCAAAAAUGACCUGCGUUACAUGUACCGCGAUGAAAAUUAUUUGUCCUACUUUGGUGAAAAAGGCACCUUUGUACGCGCCGCAUUGAAGAGCGAUUUGGUUAUGCCGGAUGAGGCACGCGCUGUUGCAAAGGAACUGGGCGUUAGCUAUUAUGAGACCAGCGUCUUUACGUACUUUGGAGUCAACGAGGUGUUCGAAAAUGCAAUUCGAUCUUCACUUAUUGCUCGCCGCCAGCAACGCUUCUGGAUGACAAACCUGAAAAAGGUACAGAAGCCGUUGCUGCAGGCACCGUUCCGACCACCAAAGCCGCCACCACCGGAGGUUACGGUCAUGGUUGGUCACUAUCGACAGGACAUAUACAAUAUGUUUCUUUCGCAAGCAUAUGCCGACCUUGUUCUAGUGGCUGGCGGAACCAAGUUCGCUGUACACAGAUUCAUGCUUGCGGCGGCGUCUAGCAUUUUUCAACGCAUUCUAAACACUGAGCUGACCGACAUGGGUGGCCGGAGCAGCAGCGAGUCGAGCAUGGUCAGCUCAACGUUUGGUGAGGCAACAAUAGCUGACUUCAAUGAUGACACAGAAUAUCUUAUACGUUACGAAUCACGCACACAACGCAUGUGGGAACAUUUAAAGCGCCGCUCCAGCUAUCAAGCUUUACCAUUGGUAGAAUCAAAGCGCUCCAAUGAUUUAAGUAAGGAACCGCAUUAUCCAGUACUCCAGAGUUUGCGUUUAGUGCAAAUGGAAAAUCAACGCGGCGUCAGCUCUGUUCAGACAAUUGUAACUUUAAGCAAAGCAAUCUCACCACAAGCACUGCACCAAUGCCUGCGAUUCAUUUAUACAGGCACCAUUGACAAGGAAUGCAGUAAUCUGCAGGAAAUUAGAGAAGCUGCCGAUUUAUUAGAACUGCCGCAACUAACCAUGUUACUUUCCAAGCCACAAAGCGUCAUGGAGAGCCCCAGUGAUGAGCCCAAUCCUCACAUUUGUCUUCGCAUAAAGGAGAGCAUGGAAAGGCAUUGCAUUGGAGAUGGUUGUUUUACCGAUGUAACCUUUGAACUGGACGAUGGCCUGAUGAAGGCCCAUCGGGCUGUUCUGGUGGGUCGCUGUGAUGUUAUGCGCGCCAUGCUCCUCGGCGACUUUCGCGAAGCACACUCUAAUGUGAUUGUUUUUCCUGGCGUCACGAUUUAUACAUUCCAUAAACUGCUGUGCUAUUUGUACACUGAUCAAAUUCCGCCCAUAUCAGCGGUUAAAUGCCUCAAUUUGCUGGAAUUGGCCAACCGUUUGUGCCUGCCGCGCCUUAUCAAUCUGAUUGAGUGUCGCGUUAUUGAAGAUCUCACAAUUAUUUCACAAAACGAGACCAAUGAAACGGUCGAUCAUUGCCUAAAAUUGCUGGAGUCAGUCAAGUUGCACAAUGCCCAUCAAUUGGCGGAAUGGUGUAUGUCGUAUCUGUGCGUCAAUUACAAUGUUAUUUGUAAGUUUUCACUUAAGGGCUUGAAAGCAUUGCAUCAGGAUAAUCAGGAGUAUUUGCGAGAGCACCGAUGGCCUCCGGUUUGGUAUCUAAAGGAUUAUGACUAUUAUCAGCGCUGCAUCAAUGAGCUUAAUAAGGAGCUAAAGCUAAAAAGUUCUGGUCGAGAUUUCCCAAGCGAUGACGAAGGUUGCCUAUGUUUUACUGGAGUGUUCUCUUGCUGGCUGCUAGGUAAAUCUAAGCGAAACGGAAUCCCCAACGCCAACGCUCCCAAUGGAGGUGAGAGCAGUGGCACAACGGCCGAACAUCAAAUCUUCAAUAGCACAGCCAACUCAAUGAACCACAUCGACCUGGAGGCUGACAUUGAUCUGAAUCUCUGACACCCAGCCCUAGGACAUGGCAGAUCAUUACGGUUUAUAGUGAUUCUGCCCGUCCUGAUAUGUUUCAUCUGUACAAUUUUAAGUAUUUUGAUACUUUUCCAAAUCCAUACAUAACGAUCCACGUGGCGUUGUCUUUUGAUAUAUAGAAGCUCCGACCAGAGAGGGAGAGGACAAACAGACACAUAAGCAUUAAUUUAAUUGCUUUUCUGAUAUGCUUCAAUAUGCCUAAUAUACAUACGCAUAAGUACAUACUUAGUAUGUACAGAUGGGGGCUGUAUGUAAAAAUGUAUGUUUUAUUUGUGCGCACUUUAAAAUGCUGAAAUAAUUAUUGAACUGUAUGAUAAACCAAAUCAUGUGUAUACUUAUACUUAUGUAUUUAAAUUUUAAAUUCCAGUUUAGGGAACAUUUGUCUAGCCAUAGCUUAUAAGCAACAAUAUUUGACCUAAGGACGCAUUUUGUACAAAAUGAUAUAGAAUAAAGCCAU